Molecule: messenger RNA, 621 nt
Organism: Suillus plorans
Lineage: Eukaryota; Fungi; Basidiomycota; Agaricomycetes; Boletales; Suillaceae
Exons: 3
Coding region: 1-621 (206 amino acids)
Source: RefSeq, a predicted model, not a curated record
AUGCCCUAUACCAGUACUGACUCGGACUCACACCUACCUGGCUUAAGCGAAGCUGAAGCUCUCCUCAUAGUCGCUAGAAUUGAGGAGUUGUGUGAAGGUGGAAGCAGCACACCCAGCACUCCACAUAGCCAUGAUUAUGAGCCGUGCCUCGGUGGCCAAUCCCAUGGCCAAGGCGCCCCCGUAUACAGUUGCGGGUGCUACCGUCGCACGAAAGUUGAACCUGCACUUGCACUCGCAGAUGCACUCGCAGAUGUAUCCAAACACCAGGAACUUGAACGGGAUGUCGAUAGUUUGACCACACAAGUUGGAGGCCGUAGCAGUGACUCGGAAAUUCGGCCCCUGAAGCACAAGAGGUCAACGAUGGCCUCUGAGUCUGACUCCGUGGGAGGAACGACACCACACCGCUUUGGGCGAAACCUGACCAAUGUCCAACGCGCUCAAUCAGUCCCAGCACUUGAAGCGCCAAAGCGUAGGAAGUUGGGAAGCCCCUUUGAAUUUAAUGGAGGUACGACUCAUGAAACCUCAGUACUUAAUGUUGUGAAACGCCUCGAAGCUGCCAUUGACAGGCAAACAGAAGUGCUGUCCAAGAUUCAUCGCAUUCUGGAGGGCAGUGCCAAGUAA